AUGAGUAAAUUACAAUAUCAUCAGCAAAGAUCUUACGAAGAUGCACGUGAUGCUGCAAUGAACUAUGAAGAUGUUUAUUAUAAGGAGCUUUGUGAUUUAUUGUUCGAUGAAUUUCUAAGUAACAUUACAAACAUACCAUUCGACAGAACAAUUGAAAACGAAUCAUUAUCUAAUACUGCUCUACACAAUACUAAUGAAGCCUAUUGUAUCAACUGGUUUUAUACAAUUGAUCGAAAAUUAAUCGAAACCAAAACAGUUUACUCUUUUCGAUUCCCCAAUCUAUGGAAUCCGGAAUUAUAUACAAUGUUUGAAAUAAAAACGAAUCCUCGAUUUUCACCAAUACCAUACAAAAGACACAAAUGUGAUGGAUGGUACAAAUACCGGGGAGAUGACUUGUUGAAACAAUUAGACGAAUUUCUAAAUAUUAGUAGAGUUGUUCGAAAUACAACACCUCACAACACAAAAUUAUUUAUUAAUCCAGAAAAAGAGCGAUUGGAUAUAGAAUUCAACUUUCCUGCCAUCAAUGAACGAAUAUCAAUAACUUUUGAACCUGGUACUCCAAUGACUCCCUCUCAAAAUAGAUAUGUCUUUAAUGGAUCUUUUUAA
Rotaria socialis is the source of this 606-nucleotide messenger RNA. Lineage: Eukaryota; Metazoa; Rotifera; Eurotatoria; Philodinida; Philodinidae. The record is from the annotation of a GenBank genome assembly.